Molecule: messenger RNA, 1611 nt
Organism: Notodromas monacha
Lineage: Eukaryota; Metazoa; Arthropoda; Ostracoda; Podocopida; Cyprididae
Source: the annotation of a GenBank genome assembly
UAUUGGUUUAUUUCCAGGGGUAAUCUAAAUUUCUUCUUGUGCUCAGCGAGUUUCGAUUUUCGUUGAAUCAAAAUGAUGGCAAGUGCGCCGAGCCCCGAGGCUCUUAUGUCUACCGUUAGACAAGUAUUCAAUGACGCGGUCGAGAAAGUCAAGUCGCCACAGUCGAAACGGUUGCGCGAUCUUAUCCGACAGAUUCGUGCUGCUCGAACAGCUGCUGACGAAAGAGCCGUGGUUAACAAGGAAUGCGCUUACAUUCGUACUACCUUCAGGGAUGAGGAUUCACCGUGGCGAUGUCGCAACGUCGCCAAACUGCUGUACAUCCACAUGCUUGGGUACCAGGCGCACUUCGGUCAACUCGAAUGUUUGAAGUUAAUCGCUAGUCCUCGGUACACGGACAAACGAAUCGGGUACUUGGGAGCGAUGUUGCUUCUGGACGAAAGAUCCGACAUUCACCUCUUGAUAACGAACUCAUUGAAGAACGAUUUGAACAAUUCGACGCAGUUCAUCGUUGGUCUCGCCUUGUGCUGCUUAGGUGCCAUUGCGUCUCCGGAAAUGUCCCGGGAUUUGGCUCCUGAAGUGGAGAAGCUAAUGAAAUCCAGCAAUUCUUAUGUUCGAAAGAAAGCGGUAUUGUGCGCUUUUAGGAUGAUAUCGAAAGUUCCGGAACACUUGGAAAUGUUUCUUCCAGCGACGCGACGAUUGCUUCAGGAGAAAAACCACGGUGUGCUAAUCACCGGUGUCACGCUAGUUACAGAAAUGUGCCGACGAUGUCCGGACACACUGGAGCAUUUUCGGAAAAUGGCGCCAAAUCUUGUGCGAACUUUGAAAAACCUGAUAGUAUCCGGUUAUUCUCCUGAGCAUGAUGUGUCUGGGAUCAGUGAUCCUUUUCUUCAGGUUAAAAUACUGCAUCUUUUGCGGUUACUCGGUCGGAAGGAUAACGAGUGUAGUGAAACAAUGAAUGACAUUCUCGCUCAAGUUGCGACGAACACGGAAACGUCGAAGAAUGUGGGGAACGCGAUUCUCUACGAGACGGUUUUGACGAUUAUGGACAUCAAGUCCGAGUCUGGGCUUCGAGUUCUCGCUAUCAACAUUCUGGGGAGAUUCUUGUUGAAUAAUGACAAAAACAUUCGCUACAUUGCGUUGAACACGCUGCUGAAGAGCGUUGCUGUAGAAAACGCCGCAGUGCAGCGACAUCGCGGAACCGUGUUGGAGUGCCUGAAAGACCCAGAUCAGACGAUCCGAAGACGGGCCAUGGAACUCACCUUUGCUCUCAUCAAUAACCAGAACGUGACCAUUUUGGUGAAAGAGCUGUUGGGGUUUCUGGCGAAUGCAGAGCCGGAAUUGAAGUCCACGUGUGCAUCGAACCUUGUGGCUGUGGCGGAUCGUCACUCGCCGGAUCGGAAAUGGCACCUUGAUACCUUGUUCAAAGUGCUCGAACUGGCCGGGAAUUCGGUGCAGGACGAUGUGACUGCUAGUGUGAUUUAUCUCGUCGGGGAAUCGACUGACCAGCACGGGUAUUCAGUGAGACGCUUAUGUCGGUUGUUGGAGAACUCGACGGAGCAUCAACCUUUGGUACAAGUAGCCAUGUACUGCCUUGGCGAGUUUGGAACCCCG